CUAGCAGAGGCCAGAAAAAUUGACAUUGUGUUGGGUGCGUUAGCUGGGGAAGCCAAACGGCAGGUCAGUGUUUUAGAGGAUGACGAAAGGGAUAGAGUACGCAAAAUCUUUCUGUAUUUGGACUCUCUAUAUGGAGACAGAACCCCCGCCCCAGUGUUAAGGUCUCAGUUUUUUAGUUGUGUCCAAAGACCAGACGAGACAGUCCUCAUUCAUUCUAAGACUAAGAGAGCUGUAUUGCAGGUUGCGGCAACAUGACCCUGAUGGAACUCCCCCUGACACAGUCCUGCGAGACCAGCUGCUGUUGGGGCUGCGUGAAAGUUCCCUGGCUCAGGCCCUGAAGGUCUAUGCCCGCCGUAACCCUGAUGAAACUUUUUCUGCACUCAGACAGGAGGCGCUGCUGCUUGAUACAGAACAUGGGAACCCCCCAACCGGAGGUAAUCUGUGCUUCUGUGUAUAAACCAAAUGUGCCUCCUCCAUCACAGGACACCAGCUGGAGAGAGACCCUGAAAAGAGAGAUCAUGGAAGACGUGAAAUCUCAGAUGACCGGACUGACCCAGGAACUGUUGCGAGAGAUUAAACCGCUCCUUCAACCAGCUGUUAUUGCACCACAGCCCCUAAUACAGCCCUAUAGGGAGCGACAACGAUCAGUUUCCCAGACGAACACCUGGGAUGAGCAAGGUAGGCCCAUUUGCCGCCAAUGCAGACAAGCCGGCCACAUAGCUAGAUUUUGUAGGAGGCCAACUACUGCUCGGCAGGCUUUAAACUAGCUUUCCCUGCUGCUGAGGUCCGAGGGGCAGGGGUUGAAAGUACAACAGAAGAAAACGGGCCCACUGAAGCAUUUAUUGGAAGGUGUCCAACUAUAGACGUAAACAUUGAAGGAGUUACACUGUCGGGGCUAUUAGACACGGGGUCCCAGGUCACCUUAAUGCAGCAAAGCCUCUUUGAGCAACAUUUUACCCAAGCUAAGCUUGGAAAGGCUCCCAUAGUUUUUAAGUUACAGGCCGCAAAUGGCCUGGAGAUCCCUUAUACGAGCUAUGCCGUAUUAGAUCUGGAGCUAGAGGGUGCUAAGAUACCUGGAAGAGGAAUUGUGAUUGUGAAGGAUGAACACUGUACACACCCACUCAUCAUUGGAAUGAAUGUUGUUACUGCUUGUUGGACUGUUUUUUUUAAAUGUCCCAGAGGGUCUGUUCCCCCCCCACAGACGUUACAGAGACAGCGGGUUUGGAGGGAUGCAUUUGCUACAUGCAGACACAUUGAGGCUACCAUGACAGAGGACGGGAUGUUGGGGUACGUGCGGCCAGCCAGCCGACGGGUCAUCAAAAUUCCCCCAAAGAAUCGGUACCAGAAGCUUGGCAAACUGUCCCGGGUGGAUGAAGCGGAUGUACAUGGAGCCUGCGACCUUAACCUGUCCCUUGAAGGUGAUUGUGUUGUUGGAGUGACACUGGUAAAUGCUGCAGUUGACGAGGAGGACCAGAAGCUGCCGAUAGGGGUGAGUGAACUCUCCAACAGGCCUGAUCUGUCUGAGCAGCAACAGGAGGAGCUGCGCGCCCUGCUGCUGAAAUGGCAGAAGGUGUUUGCACAGCACAAUGAGGACUUCGGACGUACAGACCUGGUACAACAUCGCAUCCAUACUGGUGAUGCACCACCUAUCCGAGAACGACAUCGACCUCUUCCCCCUGCCAUGUAUAAAGAGAUGAAAUCCCUACUCUCAGGUAUGCUGGAGCAAGGUGUCAUUAAAGAGAGCUGUAGCCCAUGGGCGGCACCCAUAGUACUGGAUUGAAGAAACCUUGACCAGUCUGACCAGAGCAGAAUGGUUUUCUACUCUUGACUUAGCCAGUGGCUAUUGGCAAGUUGAGAUGGACACCCAAGACCAGGAGAAGACCGCCUUCACCACACCGCUGGGGCUG
Dicentrarchus labrax (European seabass) is the source of this 1907-nucleotide messenger RNA. RefSeq lists its product as uncharacterized. The coding region runs from base 926 to 1780 and encodes 284 amino acids. NCBI's taxonomy places the organism in Eukaryota, Metazoa, Chordata, Actinopteri, Moronidae. The transcript is spliced from 3 exons. The record is from RefSeq and is a predicted model, not a curated record.